AUGUAUCGCGCAUCAUUACGUUCCUCGGCGCAACUCGCCCGCACCAUCCGCCACCCAACCGUGUCCGGCGCCCCCCGGCGGUUUGCUUCAACGGCGGCUAGCAGCAAUGGCACGUGGAAGGGCACCGUGGCCCGAUGGAGCGUGGCCGCCGGCGCCCUGUACUGGUACACCACGAGCCCGAUCUUUGCCGACGAAGCGGCGCGCCACAACUCCCUCAGGAGCAGAUCGACAUCGACGACGACAUCUGCCGACGCUGCCGCGAUUGCUCCCCAGGACUCUGAGUUCCGCACCAUCGACUCCCUACUAGAAGAGAAGCAGCGGGCCGAGGCGGAGAAGUCUGCAGCGGCGGCAGCGAAGAGCAAGAAGGCAGACACAGCAGAGACCACGUCCUCCAAAUCGAUACCUCCGGCUCCCGGUGGCGAGGGUGCGGCGGUUGUGGGCGACGGUUCUCCCGAGGCUCUGGAGGAGGAGGCUAGCCAGCAGGGCGCGUUCAACCCGGAGACUGGCGAGAUCAACUGGGACUGCCCGUGUCUCGGCGGCAUGGCCGACGGCCCGUGCGGCGAGGACUUUAAGGCGGCGUUCAGCUGCUUCGUUUUCUCGACCGAAGAACCCAAGGGCAUGGACUGCAUCGAGAAGUUCCAGCACAUGCAGGACUGCUUCCGCAAGUACCCUGAGAUCUACGGCGCGGAACUCGCGGACGAAGAGCAGGACGCCGAUAACGCGGGUCCCGACGACCAGCAGCGGCCCGGCCAUGUCGAAGGCGUUCCCGAGGGCGCUGCAGCAUCCGAGUCCCAGCUGCAGCCCAAGCCUGCCGAUGUGACGACUGCGCAGUUCGAAGCAGCACCCACAGAGACCAACCCGACUACCAAGAGCGAUGCCGCCGCUGAGAACAACGCACCGGCAGCAUCGACCGGCCCGGCGGUGGCCGCUGAAGCUCCCAAAGACGACGUCGUGCAAGCCGAGGCCAACCAAUUUGCGAAGACGGAACAAAAACCUGCCGAGGCUGUUGACGAUGGCCUCGUGCCCACGGCCGCUUUCGAUGCGACCGGCGCCAACAAGAACUAA
Messenger RNA from Sporothrix brasiliensis 5110, 1065 nucleotides. RefSeq names its product mitochondrial intermembrane space protein mia40. Bases 1 to 1065 code for a protein of 354 amino acids. Gene Ontology annotation, molecular function: protein-disulfide reductase activity. Gene Ontology annotation, biological process: protein import into mitochondrial intermembrane space. Gene Ontology annotation, cellular component: mitochondrial intermembrane space. The transcript has 2 exons. Lineage: Eukaryota; Fungi; Ascomycota; Sordariomycetes; Ophiostomatales; Ophiostomataceae. The record is from RefSeq and is a predicted model, not a curated record.